CAUCGACACACAGAGACCUCAGAGCAGCAUCAUGAUGGAAAGGAUCUUGCUGGGUGUCCUGUAUCUCUCAGGCUGGUCCAUCUUCUCCACAUGUCGUCUCCAUCAGUACCACUUUGUUGCUGAACCCAUGAAUUGGACUGAAGCUCAGACGUACUGCAGAGAGACAUACACAGACCUGGUCACCAUUGAAAACACUGAAGACAUGAACCAACUCAACAACACAGUUUCAUCUGCUGGUUACAACAGUCAGGUCUGGAUUGGCCUGUACAGAGUCAUUGAUUGGAAGUGGUCAGAUGGGUACAGAGGGAGUGGAGCUGAAUAUAGGGACUGGAGAUCCAAUCAACCAAGUUUAGACACUGAUAAACGCUGUGUAGUUAUCAUAGAUACUUAUAACUCAUGGCAUUCCAUUGAUUGCACACUUACACAUUAUUUCAUCUGUUACAAUGGUAAGUACCCAGCAAAGCAUUAUUUCCUCUCUAAUAAUGAUUAUAUUGUAGUUCAGGACUUCAACUCAAAGACACAGCUGGAUCCUCAAUUUGUUUUUGUGAAUCAAAGAAUGAACUGGUCCAAUGCUCAGAGGUACUGCAGGGAGAACUUCACAGACCUGACCACUGUGAGGAACGACGUUGAGAACCAGGAGGUCCUGAAUUUGUUGCCAGGUCGAGCCUGGACAUGGAUCGGCCUGUACAGAGAUCCUGACAUUAACUGGUCUGAUGGCAGUGCCUACUCGUUCAACAGUUGGAGUGCCUCAGUUUCAGGAUCACUCAUGAAAAUGAUGUGUGGUGUGCAGGAAUCAGACCAAUGGACAUUCAAGUCCUGUGAAGAGAGAUUUCCAUUUGUCUGCUACAGUGUCCCUCCUGCCGUUCUCGCGCUGUGGCGAAUCUCUGGCGAGCUGGCUGGCGGAGAGAACAACAGAGUCGACUCGGUGAAGAAGAGCGGGGCAGAGAAGUUCCACGUCUUCCUGAAGAAACUCUUACCAGUAAAGAGGUGGGUAGUUAAGCUGAGGAUGAAGGUGCAGGACUCCUCUGUGGAUCUCAAUGACCCUGCUGUGAAAGCAAACAUCCUGAAAAAGGCAAGUCUCCAAAAUCCAGACUGGGUUGGGGGCUGGGGGUGUCUCAAACAGGUCUAG
Messenger RNA from Thunnus maccoyii (southern bluefin tuna), 1129 nucleotides. RefSeq names its product secretory phospholipase A2 receptor-like. The record is from RefSeq and is a predicted model, not a curated record. The coding region runs from base 32 to 1129 and encodes 365 amino acids. Lineage: Eukaryota; Metazoa; Chordata; Actinopteri; Scombriformes; Scombridae. The transcript has 5 exons.